Drosophila bipectinata is the source of this 3853-nucleotide messenger RNA. It is a transcript of the gene Prp16, whose product is annotated as ATP-dependent RNA helicase l(1)G0007. Gene Ontology annotation, molecular function: ATP binding; 3'-5' RNA helicase activity; RNA binding. The record is from RefSeq and is a predicted model, not a curated record. Gene Ontology annotation, cellular component: spliceosomal complex; intracellular anatomical structure. Gene Ontology annotation, biological process: mRNA splicing, via spliceosome. Lineage: Eukaryota; Metazoa; Arthropoda; Insecta; Diptera; Drosophilidae.
UCUGCCGGCCAUCAGCUGUUUGAAGAACGCCAACGAGAAAAACCAAGUGCGAAAAAUUCCGGAAAGAAACACGCACUGCUCUGAUUCACCAUGUCCGCCGACGAGGAGGCGGGCGUGCACAGGCUGGAGGGUACCAGCGGCGAGGAGACGCGUGGUGGUCUUGUUAUCCGGAAGCCCAAGGACGGAGCGUCAUCGAAAAGCGGCUUCAAGGUUCCUCAGGGAUCGCUGCUAGGUCUGGACAAGCUGGCGGCCAAGCGGCGCGCUGAAAAGGAACAGUCCGGACGAUUGAUUUCCUUUAAGGACAAUGAGUACGAUGACACUGCGAGCGGUGGAGGAUCCACGCCAAGCUCCACACCCGGCAAUGGCGGAGGUGCCGCUUUGAGUGAGUUUGCCUUCAAGAAGCCAGAUACGAAAAGCUUCGAGAAGCUGAGUCGCCAGCUGCGUGAGCACAAGGACGAGACACCCUCACACACAGGUGGAGUCUCGGAAAAGGCUCGCGAACGCCUGCGGGAGCACAUUCAGCGGGACAAGACCCGCGGUCGCCCGGCGGUCAGCAGCUCCUCGUCAUCCGGCUCCAGCUCGGAAAGCCGAUCGGACCGAGAGAGACGCCGAGAGCGGGAAAGAGAUCGCGACCGGAGGCACCAAAGGGACAGAGACAGAGAUCGAUAUAGAGAGCGAGAUCGUGACCGACACCGGAGUAGAGACCGAGAUCGAGAUCGUGACAGAGAUGGCUCCAUGUCCGCAAGGAGCGUCAACACUCCAAGGGAGCCGAACACACCAGGCGGCAGCAGCGGCAUAUCCAACAGUACCUGGGACGAUGAUGACGGCGACAGCAGCCAUCGUAAGUCCGACUGGGACAUGCCCACACCCAAGCGUCAUGGGAGCCACACCUCAAGUGAUUGGUCCGCCCGCUCGAGCAGCCGGCGGAAUCAAGGCCGGCAGGAUGACACGGCGCGGCCGACACCGGCCCACCGAUACAAUCAAUGGGCGCACGACCGCAAACGCAGUGGAGCCACACCCUGGGGCGAGGACGCGGAGUCGCGGGAUCUCUGGGAGGAGGAGCAGCGCCGGUUGGACCGCGAAUGGUACAACAUCGACGAAGGCUACGACGACGAGAACAAUCCGUUCGGCGGCGCCAACUCUGAUUACUUCCGGAAGCGAGAGGAGCAGCUGGAGCAGAAGCGAACCAAGCGAAUCAGUGCCCAGCAGCGACAGAACAAUCGGGACAAUGAGCUGUGGGAACGGAACAGAAUGCUCACCUCCGGCGUGGUGACUUCGAUCAACGUUAACGACGAUUUCGACGAUGAAGCCCUGGAACGAGUGCAUCUACUCGUCCAUCAUAUAAUCCCGCCCUUUCUGGACGGUCGAAUUGUGUUCACCAAGCAGCCGGAACCCGUGGUGCCGGUGAAGGACCCCACCUCCGACAUGGCACUUCUGGCGCGGAAGGGAAGCGCUCUGGUGAAGACCUAUCGGGAGCAAAAGGAGCGCCGCAAGGCGCAGAAGAAACACUGGGAGCUGAGCGGCACCAAGCUGGGCAACAUUAUGGGCGUAAAAGGGCCCCAGGACGAGGACGAUGCUCGCUUCAACAAGGACAACGAUACGGCCGACUACCGAAAGGACCAGAAGUUUGCCGAUCAUAUGCGUGACCAGGAAACGGGAGGCAAAAGCGAGUUCUCGCGCAAGAAAACCAUCGCUGAGCAGCGACGCUUCCUGCCCGUAUUCGCCUCCCGCCAGGAACUGCUCAACGUGAUCCGCGAGAACUCGGUAAUCAUCAUUGUGGGUGAGACUGGCAGCGGCAAGACCACGCAACUCACACAGUAUCUCCACGAGGAUGGUUACAGCAAAAGUGGCAUGAUUGGAUGCACUCAGCCGCGUCGAGUGGCCGCCAUGUCGGUGGCGAAGCGUGUCUCCGACGAGAUGGACACCCAGUUGGGUGAAGACGUGGGCUAUGCUAUUCGAUUUGAGGACUGCACUUCGGAACGCACGGUGAUCAAGUACAUGACGGAUGGUAUCCUGCUCCGCGAAAGUCUGAGGGAUCCGGAUCUGGACAGUUACUCCGCCAUUAUAAUGGACGAGGCCCACGAGCGGUCGCUAUCAACGGAUGUGCUUUUCGGAUUGUUGAGAGAGAUUGUAGCUCGACGUCAUGACCUGAAGCUCAUCGUGACCUCCGCCACCAUGGACUCCACCAAGUUCGCCACCUUCUUUGGGAACGUGCCCACCUUCACCAUACCGGGCAGGACCUUUCCCGUUGACGUGAUGUUCAGCAAGAACACCUGCGAAGACUACGUGGAGUCGGCGGUGAAGCAGGCCCUACAGGUCCAUCUGACGCCCAACGAGGGCGAUAUGCUCAUCUUCAUGCCGGGUCAGGAGGAUAUCGAGGUGACGUGCGAAGUGCUGGAGGAGAGGCUGGCGGAGAUUGAGAAAGCACCAGAGCUGAGUAUCCUCCCGAUUUACUCCCAGCUGCCGUCGGAUCUGCAGGCCAAGAUCUUCCAGAAGUCGGGCGAUGGAGCGCGCAAGUGCGUGGUGGCCACCAAUAUUGCGGAGACAUCGCUGACCGUCGAUGGAAUCAUCUAUGUAAUCGACUCCGGCUACUGCAAGCUGAAAGUCUACAAUCCGAGGAUCGGCAUGGACGCCCUGCAGAUCUAUCCCAUAUCCCAGGCGAACGCCAACCAGCGCAGCGGUCGAGCUGGAAGAACAGGUCCCGGCCAGGCCUAUCGCCUCUACACUCAGCGCCAGUACAAGGACGAGCUACUGGCGCUCACAGUCCCUGAGAUUCAGCGUACAAAUCUGGCCAACACGGUGCUGCUGCUGAAGUCCUUGGGCGUGGCGGAUCUGCUGCAGUUUCACUUCAUGGAUCCCCCGCCGCAGGACAAUAUCCUGAACUCGCUGUACCAGCUGUGGAUCCUGGGCGCCCUGGAUCACACGGGUGCCCUGACCACCUUGGGCCGUCAAAUGGCAGAGUUCCCGCUGGAUCCACCUCAGUGUCAGAUGCUCAUCGUGGCCUGCAAGAUGGAGUGCAGUGCAGAAGUGUUAAUUAUAGUUUCUAUGCUCUCGGUGCCUUCCAUUUUCUACCGGCCCAAAGGACGCGAAGACGAGGCGGAUGGAGUGCGCGAAAAGUUCCAGGUGCCAGAAUCCGAUCACCUGACCUACCUCAAUGUCUACCAGCAGUGGCGCCAGAACAACUACAGUUCCACCUGGUGCAACGAGCACUUCAUCCACAUUAAGGCGAUGCGAAAGGUUCGAGAGGUGCGACAGCAGCUGAAGGACAUCAUGACCCAGCAGAAGAUGAACGUGAAGAGCUGUGGCACCGACUGGGAUGUGGUGAGGAAGUGCAUCUGCUCCGCCUACUUCUACCAGGCUGCCAGACUAAAGGGCAUCGGAGAGUACGUGAAUUUGCGAUCAGGAAUGCCCUGUCACCUGCAUCCCACCUCCGCCCUCUACGGAUUGGGCACCACACCCGACUAUGUGGUCUACCAUGAGCUGAUCAUGACCGCCAAGGAGUACAUGCAGUGUGCCACAGCUGUAGAUGGCUAUUGGUUGGCCGAGCUGGGUCCCAUGUUCUUCUCCGUUAAAGAGUCGGGACGCAGCGGUAGGGAAAAGAAGAAACAGGCGGCGGAACACCUAAAGGAAAUGGAAGAGCAGAUGCUGCAGGCGCAACACGAGAUGGAGGAACGAAAGCAGCAAGCAGCCCAAAGGGAGGAGCAGCUGGCCGCCAAACAGGAGAUAGCCACGCCGGGCAAUGCCACGCCACGGAGAACACCGGCCAGAAUUGGUCUCUGAAAGUCGAGUGAAUUGUUCUUUGAACUUGAGACUUAUUUUUCCACAUUUAUACAAAACUUUACUCUUUUUUUGU